AGAAACCUGAUUAGAGCCAUAUACCAAAAAUGUUUACAUACGUUCGCAAGUUUUUCGCCAACCCAGACCGGGAGGCUAUAAUGGAGUGUUUGGAUCGGGAGAAUCGCUUUUUAGAUCAAAAAAUAAUGGAAGAGAAGAUGGACCGCCAGCUUCAGGGGAAUCAAUCCGCAAUGGAUGAGGUUAUGAACAACCAGAUGGGUGAACUUACCCAAGGACUAUCUGCCAUGGAUAUAAAUAGGGAAGGAGCCUGUACCGCCAGGAAGGGAGUGAUCACCAGUUUGGGCAGCGACCGUGGAGUCAUCGACAAAGACGUCUUCUUCGAAAGCAAGGUGGCAGAUGAUAUCUUCUUGGAGCUCCAGGUCGGCUGUGUGGUCGAGUAUUUGACCUUCAAGAAGGGGGACACCAUAAGGGUGGUCAAGGUGAAGCGCAUCCUCGAGCACAACUGGGAGGAUGCAAACCAUAACCAGAUCGAGGAUGCUCUAGACAAGCUGAAGAAUGAGAAUCCCACCUGCUUCAACACUCAGCUGAGGAGCGUAUUGGGCCUGAUUCGCCAGCGCCUAGCAUCCUCCGUAGACGUGGAGACGGAAUACGGACAGCUCACCGUCGAGCUGGACAACAUCGAGAUGACCUUCAUCCCCAAGACGGGAGAUCGAGUGCGCCUGGAGUGCAACAUUCAGCUGGACGAUGAUUUUGUAGACAAGCAGGGGGAAAUCCUUCAGGUGACCAAGAUGUUCCCCACACGCAUCCAGCAGGCGGAAAAGUGCAUCGUGGAGCGUGUCUACACCGAUCUAGCUGUACUGGGUCCGGAAACCUACGUCUUAAAGGCGGACGUGCCCACCGGCGUGGAUCUGCACCUGGGCGACUUUGUGCUCGCCGAUCUUAUUGAGUGUCAGUAUUCUAAAUUCACGAGACGCGCCAUCAAGCUUACUCCGAUGGAGAAGAACUUCGGUGCAACCAAGAUCACUUCGCAGGGCAAUUUGGGAUCUUCCAGCGAUCCUCAGGCUGUUACGGUGACUGGUGUAAGCCGCUUCAUUACCACAGAACUCUGGCAAAAGAAGAGUGUGUCACUAAAACUGACCAACAACCUAAGCCGCAAGUUGCGCCUGGAGAGCGUUGUUGUCUCCAAUGAUAGUGAGUCGCAGUUAAGCGUGGUGGAACCGCUUGAAUCCGUGGAUAUUGCCAGCGGCGCCGAAAUAACGCUGGUCUUCGAGAUUCACACCCAAUUUCAGGGUGAAGCAACUGAAAGUUACGAGCUGAAGUUCGACCGGUUCAAGAUGAAGCGCUCUUUUACUGUCAUCGUCUGUGAAACCAAGGAGGAGGCCGCCGAAGCCGAUAGGCGUUUGAUAGCCGCUGAAACUCUCAUUGCACCCGGACGUAACAUCCAGCAGAGAUCCAAAUUCUAUGCCAACCAAGUUUGGUGCAACCAAGUGGAAGUGAUUCCGGGUGAACACAAUGCCCCCAGGCGCAGAUUUGUUGCACUGCGAUUGGGUUUCUUUGAGGUUCCCGAGAAGUUGCGUCAAAUUUAUUUGACCGUUGAACGGAAACAGGAUUUGAUCGAUGCCAUCGAACAGCUUUACUCUUGCAUCAAGGAGCCCCUGAGCAUUAGGAACUAUGUGCAGCGUUUCGGUCUAUUCCUGCACCUCGAGGAGAUUGAGUGCUUUGUGAGCUUCCGCAACUACGACAGAGACCGAGCCCAUUUCCUGCGAGACGGAGAGUACCUCGCGCUGCAGAUCGAGAAUCUGGCCGAACGUCGUCCAUCGCUGGUCGUGGGCGAUACAGUCCGAGCCGUAGAUCCCUGGGCGGAUCCCAAUUGCCGAAGUAACAAGACCUACGAGGGCGUCAUUCAUAAGGUGCUCUUCAAUCGCGUCCUGCUCAAAUUCAACGCCAGUUUCCAGGAGAAGUAUAAUGGCGAGGACUAUCGACUUGAGUUCUAUUUCUCGCGGUAUUCUUUCCGCAAGCAGCACCAUGCCAUCUCGAAAAUCGGCAGCGUCAUGGGUGAGGAUUUCCUGUUCCCCAGUAAGGUGACAAAGCGCGAGAAUCCCCAGUUGGAGGUGCAAAUGGUGGACGAUGAUAUGUAUCUGUACGACUCUAAAUUGCCGUGGUAUAACUCGUCUCUCAACUGCAUCCAAAAGCGAGCUGUCUUCAAUAUCCUGCGAGGUGAGGCAGAAGACAUUCCGUACGUGAUCUUUGGGCCACCAGGCACUGGGAAAACCGUGACACUGGUGGAGACACUUCUGCAAUUGGUCAGGAAUCUUCCUGGGGCUCGAAUCCUGGUCGGAACCCCUUCCAAUAGCGCAGCUGAUUUGGUAACCAAGAGGCUCAUCGAUAGCAAUGUCUUACUCCAGGGAGAUUUCAUUCGUUUUGUGUCGCACAAUCAAGUGGAGAGGGACUUAAUACCUCCCGAAUUGAUGAGCUACUGUGCCACCUCUGACCUCGGUUCAGUGGGUACUUGCGAGGAUAAAAUGAUGGUAACCGAAUCGGGACUGAAGCUCCGCUGCCAGGCAAAGUUCAUGGGUACCCACCGAAUCACCAUCUCCACCUGCACUACUUUGGGCAACUUCCUGCAGAUGGGAUUCCCACCGGGGCAUUUUACCCACGUGCUUUUCGAUGAGGCGGGUCAAAGCACCGAAUCAGAGACCAUAGUACCCAUUGUAAUGUUGACGAAAAAACGCAGUCAAGUGAUUUUGUCAGGUGAUCCUCGCCAACUGCAGGCUAUUGUCAUGAACAGAUUUGCGGGAAGCAGAGGAUUUUCCAUGUCCUUCCUAGAGAGAUUGCUGGAACGUUCGCCCUAUCGAAAGGAUCUCCAGAGAUAUCCCGAAAGCUCGGGCUACAAUCCCAGUGUAUUGACCAAAUUAUUGUACAAUUAUCGAGCAUUGCCGUCGAUUAUGAGUAUUUAUAGCAAGCUCUUCUACGACGACGAAUUGAUCUCGGUGGUUUCCGAUAAGGAUUCGAGAGAAGCUAAGCUGCUGUCCAGACUUCGAUGUGUCUUCGAGCCCGAAAAGGACAUGCCUCAAGCGCAUGGCACCUUCUUCUAUGGCAUCACUGGGGAGAAUAGGCAGGAGAACGAUUCCCCCUCCUGGUACAAUCCCCAAGAAGUCAAGGAAGUGUUCCUCAUGACCAUUUCCCUGUAUCGCGCCAAUGUGAGUCCGGAACAGAUCGGAAUACUCACUCCUUAUAUGAAGCAGGUGAAGAUGCUGCGCAACAUGUUUAUUGGCACCGAUGUGGCUAUGCCGAAGAUUGGUUCUGUUGAGGAGUUUCAAGGACAGGAACGAGACAUUAUGCUCAUCUCCACGGUGCGUUCGUCGGAAUCGAUCCUUCGUAUCGAUACCCGAUUAUCCUUGGGCUUUGUGUGUUGCAACAAGCGGAUGAACGUGGCUGUUUCCCGAGCUCGUGCCAUGAUGAUUAUUUUCGGGAAUCCCCAUCUUUUAGCCGUCGACGAAUGCUGGCGCCAACUCAUCUUGUAUUGUGCCCAAAAUAACGCCUAUUUUGGCUGUGAGUUACCACAAUCUGUGGUGAAUCAGGAGGAUGAAGAUCCAGUUCAGUUGGAAAAAUUCGUGCCUUAACCAAAAAUUCAUUAAGUUCCUAUGGACCUGACAAAAUAUAUUCUCUUCAUGCAGGGUUUUACUUUAGACAAUAAACGUAUUCCAAAUGAGUUGGAAAGAACUGCGAAAA
This is a messenger RNA of Drosophila suzukii, 3672 nucleotides long. RefSeq names its product probable RNA helicase armitage (gene armi). Lineage: Eukaryota; Metazoa; Arthropoda; Insecta; Diptera; Drosophilidae. The record is from RefSeq and is a predicted model, not a curated record. Gene Ontology annotation, cellular component: P granule; cytosol. Gene Ontology annotation, molecular function: helicase activity. Gene Ontology annotation, biological process: regulatory ncRNA-mediated post-transcriptional gene silencing.